AUGCGGGCGUCAGCGCGCAGAAGGAGCUUCAUCUGGGGUUGUGGAGGUUCCACACUAAGGCAGUUUUUGCAUUAUUUCUCUCUCGGCGACUUAAAAGUGACAACAGAGGUUGGAAAACUUCUUGGUGAAGAAAAGGUGGAUGCGAUCCUGUGUGUAGCAGGAGGAUGGGCUGGAGGCAGCGCCAAAGCUAAGUCAUUAUACAAAAACUGUGAUCUGAUGUGGAAGCAGAGCGUUUGGACAUCCACUGUUUCCAGCCACCUAGCCACAAAACAUCUGAAAGAAGGUGGCCUUUUGACUUUGACAGGAGCUCAAGCUGCUUUGUCUGGAACCCCAGGGAUGAUUGGCUAUGGCAUGGCCAAAGGAGCGGUGCACCAGCUUUGUCAGAGUCUAGCUGGUGCCAAUAGUGGCUUGCCAUCUGGUUCUGCUGCUGUUGCCAUUCUACCGGUUACCUUAGAUACACCAGCAAACAGGAAAUCAAUGCCUGAUGCAGAUUUCAGCUCCUGGACACCCUUAGAAUUCAUUGCUGAAACCUUUUACAACUGGAUAACAGGAAUGAAUCGGCCAAACUCGGGGAGUCUAAUCCAGGUGAUAACUACAGGAGGGAAGACUGAACUAGUUGCAGCGCAUCUUUGAUGUCAGUCACUUAAGGCAGUGGAACUUCAGCAAAGGAGAAGCUAUGGAAAGUCUAUCUGCAGUAUGAUUUGGAUGGUCUUCUGUAUCCCGUGAUUGUGGCUAUGUCAUUAAUGGAACCAGGUUUCAAGUAAAAUUUCUGUGCUGUCAGUUGUGAGCGAUCAGCAUUUGUUUACCAACAAGUAUCGAGUAUUUGUCUCUAAAAGAAAGUGGCAGGCUUUGAAGUCCAUAAUGUCCUAAUUCUGAGCAUUGUAUGUCAGCUUACUGUUUUCU
This is a messenger RNA of Opisthocomus hoazin, 903 nucleotides long. The record is from RefSeq and is a predicted model, not a curated record. Lineage: Eukaryota; Metazoa; Chordata; Aves; Opisthocomiformes; Opisthocomidae.